AAAGUCACAAAGCAAAACACAACUUUUGUCUUAAAUCAUUACUAUGAGGCAUCUCUUACCAAACAAUGCUCUUCUCCUCCACUUCUCUUUUAUUCCAUUAUUAGUUUAGUUUAUUACUAUUACUAUACUAUGGCCUCUGCUGCUUUCUCUCUCUAGAACGCGCCAUCUGACUCGACCCUAUCCAUGGCCGAUUCCGCCCGCCGGAAGCCGAGUUCUCAAACACGGAAGCUAUCGUGGUGCUGUUCCUUAACUGGACAUCCGCCUAGCCCUGAAAACCCUGUAAUAAUAGCCAAACCUCACCAUAAAAAGCUUGAAUCGAUCUCCAAACCUAGUUCCAACUCGGUUCCUAACUCACCGCUUAGCUCCAAAUCCGGGUUACAUUUCGUGGGUAGAAUCGACCCACGAAGGAUACUUUCUCCUGGCCGUGUCUCUCCCAUAGAUUCUGAUCCAACCGUCGAUCCCAUCCAUGAAAUCGUCGCUGACCCAUCUCCAGCUGUCGAUUCAGCUCCGAAGUCAAGAUCCAACUCUUUCCGGGGCAAGAAUGAGGCCUCUUUAUCACAUUCGGGUUCUUGGUCGGAGCCAUGCGGAGGCCUGUUUGAUGUGAGGCUGAAAUUGAGGGGGAAGAAGGGAGCUGCUUUAGUACUGGAAACGACCUCGGAGGUCCUAAUUGCGAAUUCGGAGGUUUUUGCGGGGUUGAUUACAGAGUACCGAAAAGGUUUGGGGUUGGCGAGUGAUAAUAACCUUAAUAAUGAUUCGUUGAAGAUGUGUAGAAUAGAGGUUCCUGAUGUGGAGAAUUUAGGGGUUUUUCGGGACACAAUUGAGCUAAUGUUUGAGGAGGAUAUUACUAAGAAACUCUUGAAGAUUGGGGUUUAUAGAGCCAUCGACAUACUUGAGGUAUCUGCUAGCAUCAUGUUUACCAAAGGUGUUUUGUCCUGUUUGAAAUACCUUGAGGCUGUUCCUUGGACUGAGGAGGAAGAGGAAAAACUAAGGGGUCUUUUUUCAGUGUUCAAGUUUGAGGAGACAGCAACUCAAGAUAUUUUAGCCAGACUAAAUUUGUGUAAUUCAGUAGGUCAACAAAAUUUAGCUAGACAGCUAGUUUGGUCUAUCACCACCUGUACAGAUGCUAAUGCAAGAAAUGAACUAAAGUCAUUAGUUAAGGGUCUUUUUUGCAAAAGCUCAAUCUAUGAGAAGGACCAACCUGAACUUAAUAAGGAUGAUCUCUAUGUUGUUUGUCAGUCCUGUCUAGGUUCACUGGCAACCCUCAUGGAGGAGGCCUCGCACACCUCUCCCAAGGGGAGCGUGAUAAAAAAAGAAAGAGGUAAACCAUUGAUUGAACGCAUCUCCAGACAGGUUGACAACAUAAAUUGGUUGCUGGACCUUCUUCUUGAUCGGCAGAUGGGUGAGGAAUUUGUGGAUAUGUGGACAUGUCAAGGUGAGCUACUUAAUUUGCAUGAGAGUACAUCUCCCAUGAUCAGAUAUGAGCUUAGCAGGGUUUCUGCAAAUCUAUUCAUUGCAAUGGGGACCAGAAAACUGCAUUGUCGCUCAGAAGCAAGAGCAGCACUUCUCCAGGCAUGGUUUUGUCCAAUGCUAUCAGAUUUUGGUUGGCUGCAGAGAUGCAAAAAGGGGUUGGACAUGAAAAUAUUGGAAGAAGCCAUGGGUCAGACACUGUUAACGCUUCCUCUGAAGCAGCAGUAUACACUAUUUAUGGAAUGGUUUAGGUGUUUCUCCAAGCAUGGCAGUGAAUGCCCUAAUCUAAGCAAAGCAUUCCAGAUUUGGUGGCGCCGAUCAUUCCUAAGAGGCUCAGAAACUUAUUCCAUUGAAUCUAGGUAAUUAGGGAGGGUUGUCCUGUUAUUUUCCACUCCCCUGACGUCGCUAAAUGUUAGGUUGAGGAUUCUGAAAUAACUGGAAUUGAAUAAUGUAGAUUAACCAUGUAGAAUUGUUGUAAUAGCUAGUAAAGAUAAAUGGUAACAUAUUUUCUGAGAUUAUCUACAUCUUUAUCAAUUGGUGUAUGUCAGAAAAUUGUGAAAGUGGAAAGUGAGUAUUAUAGUUCUUUCUCACGCGCAAAUAUGAAGUUCAGUUCCAAGA
Jatropha curcas is the source of this 2085-nucleotide messenger RNA. RefSeq names its product PRLI-interacting factor. The record is from RefSeq and is a predicted model, not a curated record. Lineage: Eukaryota; Viridiplantae; Streptophyta; Magnoliopsida; Malpighiales; Euphorbiaceae.